Messenger RNA from Nothoprocta perdicaria, 1490 nucleotides. Its product is annotated as aldehyde dehydrogenase family 3 member B1-like. The coding region runs from base 81 to 1490 and encodes 469 amino acids. Lineage: Eukaryota; Metazoa; Chordata; Aves; Tinamiformes; Tinamidae. Gene Ontology annotation, biological process: aldehyde metabolic process. The record is from RefSeq and is a predicted model, not a curated record. Gene Ontology annotation, molecular function: aldehyde dehydrogenase (NAD+) activity. Gene Ontology annotation, cellular component: cytoplasm. The transcript has 10 exons.
CUUGUCCAGCCUGAGGACUUGGAGCCGGGUGGGGAUUUGGGGAGCCCAAGGGUCCCGGCAUCUCCUGCAGCCCGGGCAGCAUGAACCCCUACGCGGGGCUGGUGAGCGGCCUGCGGGCUGCGUGGCUUGCGGGCAAGACGCGGCCCAUGGAGUAUCGCGUGGCCCAGCUGGAGGCCCUGGGCCGCUUCCUGGACGAGAAGAAGCAGGACAUCCUGGAGGCCCUGGCCUCUGACAUGCGCAAGCCCUCCUUCGAAGUGGAGAUCUCCGAGAUCUCCAUCUGCAGGAGCGAGCUGCACCACACGCUGAACAACCUGGGCAGCUGGAUGAAGGAUGAACAUGUGGAGAAGAACUGGGCGAUUCAGUUGGACUCAGCCUUCAUCCGCAAGGACCCCUACGGGGUGGUGCUCAUCAUUGCACCCUGGAAUUACCCCAUCCACCUCCUCCUGGUGCCCCUCAUUGGGGCCAUUGCUGCCGGUAACUGCGUUGUCAUGAAACCCUCUGAGAUCAGCAAGAACGCAGAGCGCUUGGUGGCUGAGACACUGCUGGGCUACCUGGACAAGGAUUGCUUUGCAGUGGUGACGGCCGGUGUGGAGGAGACCACAAAGCUGCUGGAGAACAAGUUUGACUACAUCUUCUUCACCGGCAGCCCCUCUGUGGGCAGGACGGUCAUGAUGGCCGCCGCCAAGCACCUGACCCCGGUGACGCUGGAGCUGGGGGGCAAGAACCCCUGCUACGUGUCUGACGACUGUGAGGUGCACAAUGUGGCCAGGCGUGUGGCCUGGGGGCGCUUCUUCAACGCGGGGCAGACCUGCGUGGCACCCGACUACAUCCUGUGCAGCGCGGAGAUGCGGGAGAAGCUGCUGCCCGCCCUGCGCGAGGCCAUUACGGAGUUCUACGGCCCCGAACCCAAGGAGUCGCCCGACUUYGCCCGCAUCGUGGGCGACAAGCAGUUCCRKCGCRUSCRGGCKCUGCUGGGCAGUGGGCACGCGGCCAUCGGGGGGCAGGUGGACGAGCAGGAGCGCUACAUAGCGCCCACCGUGCUGGUGGACGUGCGGCCCGAGGAUGCUGUCAUGCGCGAGGAGAUCUUCGGGCCCGUGCUGCCCAUCCUCACCGUGGCCGGYGAGGACGAGGCCGUGGCCUUCAUCAACGCGCGGGAGCGCCCGCUCGCKCUCUACGUCUUCUCCUCCUCCCGGAAGGUACUGCAGCGCGUGCUGGAGCACACAAGCAGCGGCGGCUUCUGCGGCAACGACACCGUGAUGCACAUGACACUUCCCGCGCUGCCCUUCGGCGGCAUCGGGCACAGCGGGCUGGGCUGCUACCACGGCCGCUUCUCCUUCGACACCUUCUCACACGUGCGCGCCGCGCUGCUGCGCGCCGCCGGCCGCGAGGCCCUCAACGCGCCGCGCUACCCACCCUACGGCACGCGCCGCCUGCUGCUGCUGCGCGCUGCCAYGGAGACGCGCCGUGCACCCGCCUGCACCCUCCUCUGA